CGCUUUCCAUAUCUACAGCUACAAAGCUGCCUUGUUCAGAGAUGCCAAAGUGAAGCUCCGAUAAAACAGAGAUUCUAAAUUUUUAAAGCAGUUGAUUUUUUUUUUUUUUCACUUGACAUUAAUCGCUCAAAUGACUGAACCAACGCCCACAGCAGACAAUAGUAAUAUCCAACCUUAUCCUUCCUCCUUAACAUCCAGUUCGAGUACUCCAAAGCAAGAGAUACAAGAGACACCAAAACGUGAGAGAACGAUGGCUGAAUUUCUUGCCUUGAUGGAUAAUUAUGCACCCAUUAUACCAGAUGCAGUAACUGACUAUUAUCUAAGCAAAUCUGGCUUUGAUUGUGAUGACGUUCGAAUCAAACGUCUAUUAGCACUUGCCACACAAAAAUUCAUUGCGGAUAUUGCAACAGACGCAUUUCAGCAUUGUAAAGUAAGACAAUCUGGUAACAGAAAGACAGGAAAGGAGCGUAAGACUGUAUUGACUAUGGAAGAUCUUUCAGCUGCUUUAGCUGAAUAUGGUGUCAAUGUCAAAAAGCCUGAAUACUAUUCUUAGCUAUUGGACUUUGUUUGUAUAUAGAUAUACACUUUAUUCACAACUUAUUCGCACACUGAUAAAAAAAAAAUGAUAACUUCAGACAACAAAUAACAAUAAAAAGACAACAAGUAAUGAUAAAAAAGAGCUCACAAGAAGCAAAAGAAUGAAUAAAGAGAUAAUUAGUAAAUCAGUUAUUAAAUUGAUAUUAAAUAUUUACAUUAUAAAGAGG
This is a messenger RNA of Rhizopus microsporus ATCC 52813, 764 nucleotides long. RefSeq names its product transcription initiation factor IID, TAF10 subunit. The transcript has 4 exons. Gene Ontology annotation, biological process: transcription initiation at RNA polymerase II promoter. Lineage: Eukaryota; Fungi; Mucoromycota; Mucoromycetes; Mucorales; Rhizopodaceae. Gene Ontology annotation, cellular component: transcription factor TFIID complex; SAGA complex; nucleus. The record is from RefSeq and is a predicted model, not a curated record. Bases 131 to 553 code for a protein of 140 amino acids. Gene Ontology annotation, molecular function: RNA polymerase II general transcription initiation factor activity; promoter-specific chromatin binding.